This is a messenger RNA of Vicia villosa (hairy vetch), 651 nucleotides long. RefSeq lists its product as uncharacterized. The record is from RefSeq and is a predicted model, not a curated record. Lineage: Eukaryota; Viridiplantae; Streptophyta; Magnoliopsida; Fabales; Fabaceae. The transcript is spliced from 3 exons. Bases 1 to 651 code for a protein of 216 amino acids.
AUGCAAACAGAGUUACCAAGGGGUUGUAAGGUCCCUAAAUUCACAACACUUUCAGGAGAUACCAGUGAGUCCACUGACGAACACAUAGCCAGGUGUUUUACAGUGGUACCUGAGCAUGAAUUAGUUGAAAUGUCUGCAGGUAGGCUAGACUACUAUAUCAUAAAGAAAUUAGACACUCAGUAUCUAAGAGAUAUGACUCAAUUGGCAGUUAGGGUUCGACAGGUCGAACUCUUAAAGGCUAAAAGAGCAAGGGCAAGUAAAAAUUACAAGAAAGAGAGGGUGGCCUAUGUCAAAGCCGAAGAAGAAGAAGAACCAGAGGUCUUCAGCGAUCCUUAUGGGUUCGAAGAACUUGAAAUAAAUUUGGCAGAAUUAAAAGAGGCACCACCAUACUCUUGUAAGGUUCUUACUCCCUCCAAUGAGAAGAACCUUGUCGAAAUAGAAAAGAAUGUUAAGUUCCCUAAGAAAACUUACACAUUUGAUGAUGUUAUUCAAAAUGCUAUCAAGGAGGGAAGGAUAAAGUUUGGCGAAAAAGCCAAGAGUCACAUGAAGUUCGACACUGAUCCCCUCCACGUUGCAGAGACCAAUUGUGUUGAACCUGUUGAUGACAAUAUGGUGGACAUUGCUGGGUUUAAAGAAGAUGAUGAAGGAUAG